Zingiber officinale is the source of this 1732-nucleotide messenger RNA. RefSeq names its product sulfite exporter TauE/SafE family protein 4-like. Gene Ontology annotation, cellular component: membrane; Cul4A-RING E3 ubiquitin ligase complex. Bases 62 to 1564 code for a protein of 500 amino acids. The record is from RefSeq and is a predicted model, not a curated record. The transcript is spliced from 10 exons. Gene Ontology annotation, biological process: protein ubiquitination. Lineage: Eukaryota; Viridiplantae; Streptophyta; Magnoliopsida; Zingiberales; Zingiberaceae.
UCUUCUUCCUUCACAAACCUGUGAUUUCUGAAGAGCUCCACAUAUUGUCUCUGUCUUUGCCAUGGACGUCGUCUCCGGCCUCUGCUCCGCCUACCGGAUCAUCAACGGCGGCAGCAGCAGAAGCUUCGCCGUCUACCUCGUCGCGGCAUCGUCCCUCGCUGUCGCCGCCACCGCCGCCGCCGCCGCCUUCUUCCUGCCCUCUUAUACAUCCGCCUUCUCACGCCGGAACAUCACCCUGUCCUCGCCCACCGUUCACGCCUGGCCUGAUCUGGAGGUGAGCUGGAGGAGCGCUUUGGCCACCGUCAUUGGCUUCCUGGGCUCCGCCUUCGGCACCGUCGGCGGCGUGGGCGGCGGCGGCAUCUUCGUCCCCAUGCUAAACCUCAUCGUCGGCUUCGACACCAAAUCUGCCGCCGCCCUCUCCAAAUGCAUGAUCAUGGGGGCGUCGGCCUCGUCGGUGUGGUAUAAUCUCCGGGUGGCGCACCCUUCCAAGGAAGUCCCCAUCAUCGACUACAACCUCGCCCUUUUGUUCCAGCCCAUGCUUAUGCUGGGCAUCACCAUCGGCGUCGACCUCAGCGUCAUCUUCCCCUACUGGCUCAUCACCGUGCUCAUCAUCAUCCUCUUCAUAGGCACUUCCUCAAGAUCAAUGUUCAGGGGCGUUCAGAUGUGGAAGCAGGAAACUCUCCUCAAGAUGGAGAUGGAGAAGCAAGUAGCGGCUCAGCAAUCGAAUCAAAAACAGGUGGAUGUCGACACCAAAUACGAGCCUCUCCUUCCUCAACCGGAGAAAACCACACUUGAGGUGUUGAUGUUCAACAUAAGGUGGAAGGGGAUCACUGUGUUGAUGCUGGUCUGGUUCACCUUUUUACUCCUCCAGAUUCUUAAGAGCAAGUCGGAAAGCUGCAGCCUUUUCCACUGGGUGGUAACCGUCGGCCAGUUUCCGGUGGCGCUGAUCGUGUUCGGGAAGAAGGCGGCAGAGUUGUGGAGGGAGAGUCGGUUGCGGCGGAUGCGAGGCAACUGGGAGUGCGUCUGCGAAGCCUCCAUCGAGUGGACGCCCGUGCAGUUGCUGUUCUGCGCAUUCUGCGGCCUCCUCGGCGGCACCGUCGGCGGUCUCCUGGGCUCCGGCGGCGGCUUCAUACUCGGCCCCCUCCUCCUCGAAAUCGGCGUCAUCCCUCAAGUUGCUAGCGCCACAGCAACAUUUGUGAUGAUGUUCUCGUCGUCUUUAUCAGUAUUGGAGUUCUACUUCCUCAAGAGAUUCCCCAUCCCUUACGGUAAGGCAGUAAUUGCUCGAAACCUGCAUCAAAACACUCGACAGUUACGAAGAUCUUUGUUCUUCCUGUGGCAUGCAGCUCUCUACCUCAUUGCUGUGUCUGUGUUGGCCGGGUUCUGGGGCCAGUCCUUCGUCAGGAAGAUUGUAAAGAUCCUAAAAAGAGCAUCCAUAAUCGUCUUCAUUCUCUCCGCAGUCAUCUUCGCCAGUGCUCUAACCAUGGGAGUCGUUGGCACACAGAAGUCCAUUUCUAUGAUUAAACACCAUGAAUACAUGGGAUUCCUGAGCUUUUGUCAGAAAUAACUAGUUUUUUUCUCGAGGUAAAGGAGUAAAUUGUCAGUAGAGACGCAGUCAGUGGUGGUUUAUACUUUAUACCUAGUUGAUCAGAUCAUGUCUUGGAUCUAAACCAAUGAAGCUCCCUUAUCUGUUUGAAUUUGUAGAUUUUAUUUUGAUUAGAAAUUCAUCAUUUCA